Molecule: messenger RNA, 1079 nt
Organism: Chara braunii
Lineage: Eukaryota; Viridiplantae; Streptophyta; Charophyceae; Charales; Characeae
Source: the annotation of a GenBank genome assembly
GCUUGGUUAUUGACACGAGAAGGAGGGACAAUCGUGUCGCCUGGAGUAUCGGGAUUGGCGGUGUCUUGUUCGUAUUAUCGGUGUUAAGACGUAUGUAUGGGCGAAGGAACGCGAGGGCGGCACCUAGAAGGGGACACUGGUCGAACUGCGAACGAUAUUGGACGAAUAUGAGCGGGAGCGGUCAGCCGAACGGGCAGUAUAAUCCGCCACCGCCGGGGAUGUAUCCAAAUGUGCAGCAACCGAACCAAGUGGCCAUUCCACCUAGUUCGGGACCAGGCGGUGUGAACGUUGGUUAUCAAGCGCAACCGCCUGUUGCUCAAUGGAAUGCGCUUGUAUGGCCUGGACCGUGGCAGGUCGCCGGACCGUGGGCAAUGCCCCCAGCGCAAGUACCAUUGGCGCAGCCUGCUCAGCCCCUCAUUGUGCAACCUCCUCCUGCUGCUGCUGCUCCAGUUGCGGUUCCAGUAGCUGCUAUUCCGGCAAUUCCGCCUGCUAAUGGUCAGCUACUGACGAGUAAUCAUCCCUCGGUGCAGAAUGCACACUCGGAGGAGAAUCGACCGAUGGCAGCAGGGAAGGGUCCGUCGGCAAAUGCUUUUCCUGGUCCAGGAAACCGGGCUUAUUUUACCAAGGAAUACAUGGACCUACUGGAGGAGAUUAAAACCACAAAGGUGCUCGACGGAGCAAAGAAGAGAAUUGCUGUGAACAGACGAAGUGCCGGCCUUCAGAUCUCAGGGAAUUCCGGCGAAAGUCACACCGGCCAGCAUCGCUCCAAUGAGAAGAGUGACGAAAUGAAGGUAUGGGUCUCCUCUACUCUCAGGGACUCACUUAAACUCAUUACGAAGAAACUGGAGGAGGUUGAUGCCAAAGCUAGUGUCACGGCGUCCGAGAAGGAGGAACUCAUAAGACUGCGAGCGGAGAAAGCGGCACUUGAAAAAGCUGCAUGUGGUAAAGCCAAGGAGAGCAGUAGUGAAAAAAGGAAGAGAGCUACGGUGGCGCCUGGGGUGCCCACGGUUCAGGCUGGUGUUCCCCAAAGAGUGGUACUAUGAAGGCACGGUCGAAGGGAAGCACGGUGUCGAGAUCAC